AUGAUUCCUAUCAGUUACAACGCUUACGUCCAACCGGCCGUCCAUGAUGUCGAGCGCUUUGGAUCAUCCCGCUUAGCCGUCGGAGGGGCUUCAAGCUUCAAGAUGAUGAAUGAGAAGGAUCAAAAGAAGCCCGGGUCCAAGAAGACGUUCUGGAUUGCCGCAAAGGCCUUGAAGGGUCUGGUAUCGAAGGCAGCCUUCUCUCUCAAGAAGUCAAAGAGCUUCACUACUCUUAAGCGCCUAUCGAGAAUGUCCUCUCGACGUGACCGCGGCCAGCACUCGCGCUCCAAGUCUGCAAACAAUAUCGACACCGCGGGUACCCUCGAAGCUCACAAUCCCCAUCGCCUUUCUAUCAUCGAAGAGGCGUCUCGCGAGUCGCGCGAGUCGUCCCACGACAUCUACUCUGCCAACAUGUACGAUGAACAGGGCUUCCUCAGUGAAGACCACGAGGACAUCUACGAUCUCGACGAGUUCGAGAUGAUGAACUCCAAUGUCGGACCCCACGGCCAGGACAAUGGAGCCCUCACCCACGACACGGUCUUGUACGGCAACUGGGAGCAAGACAACAACUUGCACGAGUUCAACCGUUCUUCGAGCCCGGAGACGGUCGCUUUUGACCAUGCCCGCUACGCCGGUGUCAACCUCUGGGAAGUGAGCAUCAGCACCGAUUCGGAGUCGUACUCGCGUUCGGUCCAUGAAGUUCCUGAUCCCAGCAUCAAGAUAGAAGGAAUCCCCACGACCAAGGACUGGUCCAUCUUUCAAAGCAAGCUGGUCGACUACGGUGCCGAUGAGCCUAGCCCUCAGCUCCCUGGCUGCUCGGCCGGUCACCCUUUCGCGAAGGAGUGGUUCAUGACAGACUCCAUGAUGAAGGCCUACGAUGCUGUACGCGGCUCCAUGCGGGAUGCGAACGACCCGCUGCGAUCUUGGAUGGAGGUGAAGGCUUUUGAGUCUGCUCUAAGAGCGAAGAGAGAUGCUACCAAGGUUGCGGUUGACGGCCCUUCUUGCCAACAUGAUGAGAAGCCAGACGUCAAGGGAAAAGGAAGAGCUGCCGAUGGCGGCGGCUUCGCUCGCAGCGAGCACGACGAGAAGCCUGAGGGCAAGGGAAAGGAAAGGGCUGUCGACGGUGGCGGCUUUGCAUGCGGCGAACCCCAGAAUACUUCCAAGACGCAGCCAUCUCCUAUCAAGGGAGCCGCGACUUCGGGCUUGAGGGCUGAUGUGAAGCGAGAGAAGGAUGACUACGUCAAGAUGCUCGAUGACACCCACCUGUUGUCUGCUGAGUACGCCCCGGAUACUGCGGACAGGAAGGGAGCCUACAAUGUCCCUCGCCCCAAAUAUCUCCACAUCGCGCCCGAUUUCGAAGAUUUCAGAUUCGAAGAUUACCUCCCUCCGAUCACCAAGACCCCUGAGUCCUCUUUCAAGGGGCUGCUCCCCUACAAACUGCCUUACGACCCGGACCGCAACUUUGUCGAGGACUACGGUAUCUCGGACGACGAGGGUGAUCCCGAGACUGGAAGAAUCUCCCCUUGUACUUUCCGCCUUCUGGCCGAGGGAUGUGCUGAGCAGAACACUGACGGAAAGGUCUUCAUGGCCGAUGAUGCUCAGCGUAUGCGUCCCGAGACUUCCAUGGACGAUGGCCCUCCUAAAGAGAAAGCCCCUGACCGUCUCCUCAUGGAGUUCGAGACCCAGAGAGACAUCAACGACAAUGGCUAUCUCACGCCCUGCUACUCUCUUGACUCCGAACCUUCCAUCAUCUACCUGCCUGCUGGCGUGACCUUCCAGCACAAGAUGCGCAACUGGUGGUUCGGCCUCUUCGAUCGCAUGAACCCCGAAGUCGCACGCAACUUCCGCAAGAUUGAGUAUCAUGAACAAGGCGACCCCCCGAUCGCGCCUCCCAAAGCUGCCACUGAGGAUUCGACCACCACUACCGAGCCCAGCGGCCCCUGGGCCCAGCACUACACCCACUCCGACAUCGAGACGAUCCUCAACACCCCCGGUGCUCGCAAGGUCGCCGGCGUCGAGGCGACGAGCGCGGCCGAACUCAUCACGCAGCGCCAGAAGACCAUCCUCCGCUGGAAAACCCGAGACGAGGAGGUCACCCGCGAGAACGCCGUCCUGCGCGUCGACGUCGGUCAAGCCCAGAAGGAGCUUCGCGAGAUGCGCCUGUCUGUCGACCACGUCCUGGCGCAGAGGGCCGCCCAAGAACGCGCCGAUCGCGAGCGUGCAGCGCGGGAGCUCAGAGAGGCCUGGGAGCGCAAGGCCGCGUGGGAGCGUGCUGAGAAGGAGAGAAUCGCAGCGGAAGAGCUCGCCGAGAAGGAACGCAAGGCCGCCGAGGAGGUUGCUGAGCGAGAGCGUAAAGCUGCUGAGGAACGCGCCGAAGAGGAGAGGAAGGCGGCCGAGGAGCUCGCCAAGCGCCAGAAGCAUGAGAAGCGGGUGUUGCGCCGUGUGUCUGCGCACUUGCACGACUUGCGGUACGAGGUUCAGGCCAAGUUCCACUCCCUCAAGGACGCCGAGGAUGAGAAUGAGAAGAUGAAGAAGGAGCUGGUUCGUUGCAAGACCCGUAUCAUGGAAGAGUGCUCGAGAGCCAACUUGUCGAGUCCCGAUGAGGUUCGCCGGGCUGUCUCGCAGAACUUCCGGGAUAAGAUGGCGGCCUUGGACCUUUCUGGUUGA
This is a messenger RNA of Colletotrichum tamarilloi, 2664 nucleotides long. RefSeq lists its product as uncharacterized. Bases 1 to 2664 code for a protein of 887 amino acids. The transcript has 10 exons. NCBI's taxonomy places the organism in Eukaryota, Fungi, Ascomycota, Sordariomycetes, Glomerellales, Glomerellaceae. The record is from RefSeq and is a predicted model, not a curated record.